AUGGAUGGUGAUAGCUCCACAACGGAUGCUUCUCAGUUAGGAAUUGCUGGAGAUUACAUUGGUGGCAGUCACUAUGUGAUACAGCCUCACGAUGACACAGAGGACAGCAUGAAUGAUCACGAAGAUACAAAUGGCUCAAAAGAGAGUUUUAGAGAACAAGAUAUUUAUCUUCCAAUUGCAAAUGUGGCAAGGAUAAUGAAAAAUGCCAUACCCCAAACAGGAAAG
Molecule: messenger RNA, 225 nt
Organism: Fulmarus glacialis (Northern fulmar)
Lineage: Eukaryota; Metazoa; Chordata; Aves; Procellariiformes; Procellariidae
Product: nuclear transcription factor Y subunit beta-like
Exons: 2
Molecular function (GO): protein heterodimerization activity
Source: RefSeq, a predicted model, not a curated record